Molecule: messenger RNA, 2183 nt
Organism: Oncorhynchus gorbuscha (pink salmon)
Lineage: Eukaryota; Metazoa; Chordata; Actinopteri; Salmoniformes; Salmonidae
Product: protein Wnt-4a-like
Exons: 6
Coding region: 652-1710 (352 amino acids)
Biological process (GO): neuron differentiation; cell fate commitment; multicellular organism development
Cellular component (GO): extracellular region
Molecular function (GO): frizzled binding; cytokine activity
Source: RefSeq, a predicted model, not a curated record
AGUGCCAUCCACAAAGCAAACGCACAGUGGCAGGCUGUGAAAGAUUGUGUGAAGAGUGUGUUUCGUGAAUGUGUGUCUGACAACGUAAAGAGAACCAAAGCCCAUCAGUUGGAAUGGACCACAGUAGCAAUAACACCGCAAUCGAGGAGCGUCUCGAGAGCACCUGAGGGAUUACAACUCCAACUCGAGAAGAAGUCGUUAAGGUUUUUACUGCCCCUCUCAUUGCGCGCCCGGUGGUGUUAACGCGAAAACAGGAACGAGAGUAAACACGUGAAAUAAGAAGGUUCCAAUUCAGUCCCAGCCUUCCCGAGUUUGGCGCCGUGACACAGAAAAAAAUCAUUUCUGUGUAUUUUUAGCAUCCUCUCUUUUCCCUAUCCUCCCAUCUUUUCCUCUCUGUGUGGAGAGAGAGCAGGGGACGAACGGACCGGGUGACACAGCUGCGAGUCUCACGCCUCUCCGGUUGAUCUCUGUGGAUGUGUGAUGAUGGAUUAACUGUAUUUAACGGGGUCCCACGUAUCUCCGGUACUUCACUAGACCACCGCCGCCAGCUCUCGUCCCUCCCCCUGGGAGCGCGUGGCAGAGAUCCCUGCCAUACUUUCUGUGGAUUACUUAAACUGUCUUUGGGAUUUUUCUCUCCUGGUAGCACUCGCGAUGACCGCGGAAUAUGUUUUACGGUCCCUGCUGAUGCUCUUCCUCGCGCUGCUCUCGGCCAACGCCAGUAACUGGCUGUACCUGGCUAAACUGUCGUCGGUGGGCAGUAUCAAUGAUGAGGAGACGUGUGAACGUCUGCGAGGACUCAUCCAUAAACAGGUGCAGAUCUGUAAGCGCAGUGUGGAGGUGAUGGAUGCUGUGCGGCACGGGGCUCAGCUAGCCAUAGACGAGUGUCAGUUUCAGUUCCGGAACCGCCGAUGGAACUGUUCCACACUGGACACCAUGCCCGUCUUUGGCAAGGUCGUCACACAGGGCACUCGGGAGGCAGCCUUUGUUUAUGCCAUCUCAGCAGCCAGUGUGGCGUUUGCUGUGACCCGGGCCUGCAGCAGCGGAGAGCUGGAGAAAUGUGGCUGCGACCACAACGUCCACGGAGUCAGUCCAGAAGGGUUCCAGUGGUCAGGCUGUAGUGAUAACAUUGCUUAUGGAGUGGCCUUCUCUCAAUCCUUUGUUGAUGUGAGGGAGAGGAGUAAAGGACAGUCCCCCAGCAGAGCACUCAUGAACCUACACAACAAUGAGGCCGGGAGGAAGGCCAUUCUGAGCCACAUGCGUGUGGAGUGUAAGUGUCAUGGCGUGUCAGGUUCCUGUGAGGUGAAGACCUGCUGGAAGGCCAUGCCGCCAUUCCGCAAGGUGGGUAACGCCAUCAAGGAGAAAUUUGACGGCGCCACAGAGGUGGAGCAGCGCAAGGUGGGCACCACCAAGGUCCUGGUGCCACGGAACUCCCAGUUCAAACCUCACACAGACGAAGACCUGGUCUACCUGGAGCCCAGCCCCGACUUCUGUGACCACGACCCGCGCACACCAGGCAUGCUGGGUACGGCGGGGCGGCAGUGUAACCGGACGUCGAAGGCCAUUGACGGCUGUGAGCUGAUGUGCUGCGGCCGGGGCUUCCAGACAGAGGAGGUGGAGGUGGUAGACAGGUGCAGCUGUAAGUUCCACUGGUGCUGCUACGUCAAGUGCAAACAGUGCCGCAAGAUGGUGGAGAUGCACACCUGCCGGUGAUCACCAUGGAAAUCCCCAAUGGAGACCCAAACAAAUGCCCCAUCACACCCCACUCUCUCCUUUCUCACCUGCACAGAAGGAUGGGAGGGAGGGAGAGGGGGAUGGUGUUUGUGGUUGACCUUUUCCCCAUUUCAAAACCAUCCCUAUUCCUUUUACAAUAGACCCCGGGAACAGACAGACAGAGGUGGACAGAGGACAUGGGCAUUCCCAGUCAGUUCAUACAAUGUUAAAGGAAAAUGACACACAUGCACGGGAUGUAUAGAACUAAAAAUAUAUAUAUCCCAACAGAGUACUUUCCCUCUCUUCAUUUUGUCUCACACUCGGUUGAUUUACAUUGUUUUGGUUGCUUUUGUUAUAUCUUUUAUUCAUUUUCUUUUCAUUUUCUUUUUUAACUUAUUUGACAUUGUUGUGAGCGAUUCGGGGUGGAUUCGGUGAGGGGAGAGUGGACUGCAUGGGAGAGGGACUGAGGGUGG